Molecule: messenger RNA, 1549 nt
Organism: Mesoplodon densirostris (Blainville's beaked whale)
Lineage: Eukaryota; Metazoa; Chordata; Mammalia; Artiodactyla; Ziphiidae
Gene: RBM45
Product: RNA binding motif protein 45
Exons: 9
Coding region: 117-1541 (474 amino acids)
Cellular component (GO): ribonucleoprotein complex
Molecular function (GO): RNA binding
Source: RefSeq, a predicted model, not a curated record
CCGGAAGCGGACGCGAGGCUGGCAGCGACUGGGUGGGUAGCUGCGGCAGUGGCGGGCACGGCGAGAGCGAGGAGUAAAGGGGUGCGGGCCUGGCUCCCGCGCCGGGGUGGAGCACCAUGGACGAAGCUGGGAGCUGUGCGAGCGGCGGAGGCUUCCGCCCGGGCGUGGACAGCCUGGACGAGCCGCCCAACAGCCGCAUCUUCUUGGUGAUCAGCAAGUACACGCCCGAGUCGGUGCUGAGGGAGCGCUUCUCGCCCUUCGGGGAGAUCCAAGACAUCUGGGUGGUGCGGGACAAGCACACCAAAGAGUCCAAGGGCAUCGCAUUCGUCAAGUUUGCCCGCAGCUCGCAGGCCUGCAGGGCCAUGGAGGAGAUGCACGGCCAGUGCCUCAGCCCCAGCGACACCAAGCCCAUCAAGGUUUUCAUUGCUCAGUCCAGAUCAUCUGGAAGUCACCGAGAUGUUGAAGAUGAAGAACUUACAAGAAUAUUUGUUAUGAUACCAAAGUCCUACACAGAAGAAGAUCUACGGGAAAAAUUUAAGGUGUAUGGAGAUAUCGAGUAUUGCAGCAUUAUUAAGAAUAAAGUAACUGGAGAAAGUAAAGGCUUGGGCUAUGUUCGAUACUUAAAACCAUCACAGGCUGCCCAAGCAAUAGAAAACUGUGAUCGAAGUUUUAGGGCAAUCUUGGCUGAACCUAAAAAUAAAGCAUCUGAAUCCUCAGAACAAGAUUAUUAUAGUAAUAUGAGGCAGGAGACUUUGGGACAUGAACCUAGAGUGAAUAUGUUUCCAUUUGAACAACAAUCUGAAUUUUCAAGUUUUGACAAGAAUGACAACAGAGGCCAGGAAGCCAUCUCCAAACGCCUGUCAGUUGUAUCAAGAGUUCCUUUCACUGAAGAGCAGCUUUUCAGCAUUUUUGAUAUAGUACCAGGGUUGGAAUACUGUGAAGUUCAACGAGAUCCGUAUUCUAAUUAUGGUCACGGAGUGGUUCAGUAUUUUAAUGUAGCAUCUGCUAUUUAUGCAAAAUACAAGUUACAUGGAUUUCAGUAUCCUCCUGGGAAUCGGAUAGGUGUUUCCUUUAUUGAUGAUGGGAGUAAUGCAACAGAUCUCCUUAGAAAAAUGGCAACGCAGAUGGUAGCUGCACAGCUUGCAUCAAUGGUGUGGAAUAACCCAAGUCAGCAGCAAUUUCUGCAAUUUGGAGGAAGUUCUGGAUCACAGCUGCCUCAAAUCCAGACAGACGUUGUACUUCCGUCCUGCAAAAAAAAAGCCCCUCCUGAAACUCCUGUGAAAGAAAGACUUUUUAUCGUGUUUAAUCCACAUCCUUUACCUUUAGAUGUACUAGAGGAUAUAUUCUGUCGUUUUGGUAACCUGAUCGAAGUUUACCUUGUGUCCGGAAAAAAUGUGGGGUAUGCCAAGUAUGCAGAUAGAAUAAGUGCUAAUGAUGCCAUUACUACUUUACAUGGAAAGAUCCUGAAUGGAGUCAGACUUAAAGUUAUGCUGGCAGACUCCCCAAGAGAAGAAUCUAACAAACGACAAAGAACUUACUGAUUCUUGAG